AUGUGUGACGGUGCAGAUAGUGAGGAGAAGCCCCCAGCCCCGCCACUGAGAAUGAACAGCAACAACCGGGACUCCUCAGCCCUCAACCACACCUCCAAGCCCCUGCCCGUGGCUCCCGAGGAGAAGAACAAGAAAGCCAGGCUCCGCUCCAUCUUUCCUGGAGGAGGAGACAGAACCAACAAGAAGAAAGAGAAGGAAAGGCCAGAGAUCUCUCUUCCUUCUGAUUUUGAGCAUACGAUCCACGUGGGGUUUGAUGCUGUCACUGGGGAAUUCACUGGAAUCCCUGAGCAGUGGGCAAGGCUCCUUCAGACGUCCAACAUCACCAAGCUGGAGCAGAAGAGAAACCCCCAGGCCGUGCUGGAUGUCCUCAAGUUCUACGACUCCAAGGAGACCGUCAAUAACCAGAAAUACAUGAGCUUUACUUCUGGAGAUAGAAGUGCUCAUGGAUACUUAGCAGCCCAUCCUUCGAGUACAAAAACAGCAUCAGAACCUCCCUUGGCUCCCCCGGUGUCUGAAGAGGAAGAUGAAGAUGAGGAAGAGGAGGAAGAGGAAGAGAACGAGCCCCCCCCUGUAAUUGCACCACGCCCUGAGCACACAAAAUCUAUUUAUACACGCUCUGUGAUGGACGCCGCUCUGCCAAUGGCUUCCCCAAAAGAGGCUUCGGCCCCCACAGCGGAGAACUCGCCCUCCAACACGCUGUAUCGGAAUGCUGACCGGCAGAGGAAGAAGUCCAAGAUGACUGAUGAGGAGAUCCUGGAGAAGCUAAGAAGCAUUGUAAGCAUUGGCGAUCCCAAGAAGAAAUACACGAGAUUUGAAAAAAUUGGCCAAGGGGCCUCAGGUACUGUCUAUACUGCAUUGGAUAUCGCCACCGGACAAGAGGUGGCCAUAAAGCAGAUGAAUCUCCAACAGCAGCCCAAGAAGGAAUUAAUUAUUAACGAGAUUCUCGUCAUGAGGGAAAAUAAGAACCCCAACAUUGUGAAUUAUUUAGACAGCUAUUUAGUGGGCGAUGAGCUGUGGGUCGUGAUGGAGUACCUGGCUGGUGGUUCUUUGACCGAUGUUGUCACAGAGACUUGUAUGGAUGAGGGCCAGAUAGCAGCCGUCUGCAGAGAGUGUCUCCAGGCCUUGGAUUUCUUACAUUCUAACCAAGUCAUCCACAGAGACAUUAAGAGUGACAACAUUCUUCUCGGGAUGGAUGGCUCGGUCAAACUGACGGACUUUGGGUUUUGUGCCCAGAUCACCCCUGAACAAAGCAAAAGGAGUACCAUGGUGGGGACUCCCUAUUGGAUGGCCCCUGAAGUGGUGACAAGGAAGGCCUAUGGCCCGAAAGUGGAUAUCUGGUCCCUUGGGAUCAUGGCAAUAGAAAUGGUGGAGGGCGAGCCCCCAUACCUGAAUGAAAAUCCCCUGCGGGCCUUGUACCUUAUAGCUACUAAUGGUACCCCGGAGCUUCAGAAUCCUGAGCGACUUUCUCCUGUGUUCCGAGACUUUUUAAACCGCUGCCUGGAGAUGGAUGUUGACCGGCGAGGGUCUGCCAAGGAGCUUUUGCAGCAUCCUUUUUUAAAACUAGCCAAGCCUCUCUCCAGCCUGACUCCUCUGAUCCUUGCCGCGAAAGAAGCGAUUAAGAACAGCAGCCGCUAG
Molecule: messenger RNA, 1635 nt
Organism: Gracilinanus agilis (Agile Gracile Mouse Opossum)
Lineage: Eukaryota; Metazoa; Chordata; Mammalia; Didelphimorphia; Didelphidae
Gene: PAK3
Product: p21 (RAC1) activated kinase 3
Exons: 14
Coding region: 1-1635 (544 amino acids)
Biological process (GO): regulation of MAPK cascade; regulation of axonogenesis; intracellular signal transduction
Cellular component (GO): cytoplasm
Molecular function (GO): ATP binding; protein serine/threonine kinase activity
Source: RefSeq, a predicted model, not a curated record